Eurytemora carolleeae is the source of this 809-nucleotide messenger RNA. It is a transcript of the gene 7B2, whose product is annotated as neuroendocrine protein 7B2. Gene Ontology annotation, cellular component: secretory granule. NCBI's taxonomy places the organism in Eukaryota, Metazoa, Arthropoda, Copepoda, Calanoida, Temoridae. Gene Ontology annotation, biological process: regulation of hormone secretion; neuropeptide signaling pathway. The record is from RefSeq and is a predicted model, not a curated record. Gene Ontology annotation, molecular function: enzyme regulator activity. The transcript has 9 exons. The coding region runs from base 97 to 615 and encodes 172 amino acids.
GGUUUCUCUUUAUUCUCCUCUAUCUAUCUAUCUAGCUUUCUAUCACCUGUAGAUUGCAGAGUAUCAAUCAAUAGUCGGAUUCAUUCUCAGCAGAAGAUGCUGAUCUUCUGCCUUAUACCAUUAGUUAGUGGUAGCUUUGCCGACUACAACCAGGGGCUCUCAGGAAACCUGAUCAACGACAUGCUUAACGACAAUGAUUACUAUGAUGUUGAAGGUAAUACUGUAGAUGAAAUGGGACCAGUGUACGGACAUACAGUUACUAAUAAAAUAGAACCUAAGCCAGAGACCCGACGAAAGAGUUCCCUUCUACCAGCCUACUGUGACCCACCUAACCCCUGCCCUCUAGGUUACACUGCACAGGAUGGUUGCAUUGAGGAGUUUGAAAAUAAAGCUGAAUUCAGUCGACACUACCAGGCCUCUCAGACCUGUAUGUGUGACUCUGAGCACAUGUUUUCCUGUCCUCAACAAGAAAUGGAUCUCUACGGGAUGAGCAAACGACAGAGCGAUGGUAUUGAUCUACCAAAGAACCCCUUCGAGGAGGAGGAGGAGUCCCUUAACCCAUUCCUAACAGGACCUAAGCUUCCAAUUGCGGCUAAGAAAGGAAUGGUUUACUAAGGAAGCAUAUAAAAGGAAGACGACAAAAGAAAACAUUGAAAAUCUGCGAAAAUUCGUGUGGAAAUUCUGGAUGACGAAAACAACCAUUUUAUUUAAAGAACUAUUGCUGAAAUUGAUAUUCUGUUAUUUAAAAAACUAGAUAUAUUGUAUUGUCUGCUACUAGUAUCAAAUAUAUUGUUAUAUUUCUAAAUGAA